CUCUAUUUCUCUACCGCUACUGCUGAGCCUGAGUGGGUGCUGACUUUGAGGAGGUCUGGCUGUCCCUCGCGUCCAAGGGGUCCUUGAUCGCAGGCCAGUCUCGCUCGGAGGCUCGACAGGGAUCUAAAUUAGAGACGCCAGACGGUCUCUGCCUCCGGCGUCUGCGAUUAGCAUUAGUACUAAGACAUGAACGGAAGGUUCCAUUGCUUCGACGGUGGCCACCCUGCUCCCUUGCAAGCCUAGACAACCCACUUUCUCCCCUCCCCUUGCUCUUAAAAUGAAGCACUCCCAGUUUCGUAUCCGUUGAGUUUGACACUGCAACGAUCAUGGAGUCGCACGAGCUCAAGCACCGCGCUGUUUCUGCGAACGCCGAGGUUGGCACGGGGGGGCAUGAUCGCGACACGAGCGAUCUGGCGCGAGUGGGAAAGAAGUCUGUUUUAAAGCGAACGUUUGGCAUUCUCUCUACACUCGGCUUCAGCUGUACUAUCCUUGCGACCUGGGAAGGUUUAUUUGAUACCUUCCUCCUACCUCUACAAAAUGGAGGGCCCGGAGGAGCAGUCUACUCGUUUAUCUUCGCCUGGACAGGAACUGCAUGCAGCUUCGUGGUCAUAUCCGAGCUGGCCUCCAUGGCACCGACCUCUGGGGGACAAUACCACUGGUGCGCAAUGCUAGCGCCGCCGAAGUACAUGAAGAUCCUCAGUUACCUGACUGGCUGGGUCACUGUCAUCGGCUGGCAGGCCGCAUUCGCCUCGUCCGCCUUCCUCGCAGGCACCGAGAUCCAAGGCGCCGUCACUCUCGGACACGCAAGCUACUCGGCGCAGCCAUGGCAGGGAACGCUCAUUAUGUGGGCGGCGGUGCUAUUCGCAUUGGGGAUCAAUAUCGCCGGCGGAAAGCUGCUGCCGCGGUUCGAGACGGCGGUGCUGGUUGUGCAUCUGGUUGGCUUUUUUGGCAUUCUGAUCCCGAUCACGUAUAUGGCAGAGCAUAAUAGCACACACGACGUGUUUCUGAAUUUCGUCAAUGGCGGGUUUCCAUCGCAGGGUCUGUCCUGGUUUGUGGGCAUGACGGGGUGUGUUUUUGCAUUUGCUGGGGGGGAUGCUGCUGUUCAUAUGGCUGAGGAGGUCAAGGAUGCCUCCGUGGCAAUUCCCCGCGCAAUCAUGCUCUCCGUCCUGAUUAAUGGGACUCUCGGCUUCAGCAUGCUGAUUGCAGUGCUGUUCUGCCUGGAAGACGUCGACGCAGCAUUGAACUCCCCAACCGGAUACCCCUUCAUGGAGAUCUUCUACCAGGCCACCGACUCCGUCUCUGGCGCUCUCGGCAUGUCCUCGAUCCUGCUGAUCAUCGCCAUCUGCUCUGUCAUCGGAAUGCUCGCUGCGACGUCUCGCCAGUUCUGGUCUUUUGCGCGCGACCGCGCUGUUCCUGGUUGGCGUGUCUGGAGCAAGGUGUCUCCAUACAACUGCCUCCCUACCUACUCCAUCCUCCUCACCAUGACCGUCUGCUGCCUCCUAGGUCUCAUCAACAUCGGCUCCAGCGUAGCCCUCAACGCCGUCGUCUCCAUGGCCGUCUCAGGACUCUACCUCUCCUACCUAACCGUCGGCAGUCUCCUGCUCUACAGACGCUACACGGGCGCAAUCAGCGCAUACCAAAAGAGCGAAGCUGGUGCAGAAACGGGGGUCGUCAACGUCCCCGGCGCAAGGCUCGUCUGGGGGCCUUUCCAUGUGCCCGGGAUCUGGGGCGACAUGAUCAACACCUAUGCUGUGGUUUAUAUGGUGGUAGUGGUGUUUUUUAGCUUCUGGCCGUCGCAGAUGGAGGUUGAUAAGACGACGAUGAAUUUUAGUGUUGUGGGCACGGUGGGGACGAUUAUUCUUGCGCUGCUUUAUUAUGUACUGAGGGCGAGGAAGGUCUAUGAUGGGCCUGUUAUGGAGGUGCAGAUUUAAUCUGUUUAGUUGUUUGAAUUGAGAGCUGAGUUAGAGUAUGAUGAGGGGUGUAUAUAUGACAAAAGUUACAUUAUCUUGUUUGGAUAGCGAUGUAACCGACUCGGAUCCGAGGAGAGACAGGCUAAGGAACCGGUGGCAUGCAGUUGCAAAGCAUGGGAUUACUGCAUCCAGGAAUAAUCACCGAGUUAGUGUUGCUCGCAAG
Molecule: messenger RNA, 2133 nt
Organism: Aspergillus versicolor CBS 583.65
Lineage: Eukaryota; Fungi; Ascomycota; Eurotiomycetes; Eurotiales; Aspergillaceae
Product: putative GABA permease
Exons: 7
Coding region: 327-1931 (534 amino acids)
Biological process (GO): transmembrane transport
Cellular component (GO): membrane
Molecular function (GO): transmembrane transporter activity
Source: RefSeq, a predicted model, not a curated record